GAGUCAUCAUAUAAAACGCCAUUCUACCCGGAUCCUACCACUAACUUGAAGGUCAACUUGAACUUGUUCUUACUAUCGUGCUAAACUGUCUGGUGAUUGGCCCACACUCGUCGCCAUGAUCCCAAUCUUCAAGUCUUUGCGCAAAGGCGCCAGGAGAUCUGCCGUUUCUGCCAUUCGCUCUCGCCGCGAAAGUGUCGAUCCCGAAUUAAAGUUGCCUGAAACAGCUUCCCUUGUCAUAAUGAUCGUCGCAAACAUACUGCUCCAACUUUCCUUUUUUAUAAUCGUUUCGUCCUCGAAUAAGUAUGCCGAGUACUUGGGAGGGACCUCUACAUUUUCUGGAAUCGUCAUCGGUAUCCCGACCGUCGCCUCUGGUAUUGUGCUGAUACCCAUGACCAGAUAUGACAAAGGGGGCUACAAGAUGCCACUUCACGUCGCGUGUGGAUUCUCGAUCAUAGGCCACAUCUUAUAUGCGACUGCAUACCAGGCGCAUUUUCUGUAUCUUAUUCUUAUCGGUCGUAUCGUCGGUGGCGUCGCAUUCUCUGGGUUCAUGUACUGUAAACGAUACUGCACCGAUCCUCGCAUCGUCGGUGUCCGUCGCAGGACCACACUCGCCAGCUGGCUUGUAAUAGGUCAAGGCCUUGGAAUGACCCUUGGUCCCUUCGCUGGUGGCUUGCUAUACAAAAUCGGUUUCGCGAACUCCGUUUUUAACGGCUUCACCAGUCCCGGAUGGGUCAUGGCUGGAGUUUGGGCCGUAUUCUGGGUUUGUGUGACCGUCUGGUACAAGGAUGUACCGACGGAAUCCGACGACGUAGAACUGCGAUCAGUAGGAGACCCGACUCCGUCUCCACAGCUCGAAAAAGCAGCUGGCAAUGACAAUUUGCCGGUCCUGGCCUCGUCAUCUGCUCUCGAAGAGCCCGAGGUCGUUCCAGCCACCCCUGUAGCCCCUGUAGACGAAGCCCUCAAUCAAAAUCUGAGCAGCCAAAUUUACCGUGUGACAUCAGCCCAAUGGGGUGUUAUUGUAUGCAUGUGCUGGUUCGCGAUGGCGAACUUCUUUAUUCUGGGUUCCUGGGAAGCGAAUCUCCCGGUCCUAGGUGCUAGCAUGCCUCAACUCAACUGGUCGCCAUAUGCUGCCGGUAAUUUCAUUGCUUUGGGUGGAAUCACGACGUUCCCUUUCCUCUUGGCCAACUUGCUUCUCUCACAGCGGUUGCAGGACCGAAAGCUGCUUGCCUUCGGAUCGGCGGUUGGUCUCACUGGCCUGCUGAUCGCCUUAUCGCUCCUCCGUACCAGCAAGGUCAACUACGGGAGCCUUUUCGCGUGCUGGUGGCUAGUCGCACUAGGCUUCAACCUCGCCACCACCGUCACGCUGAGUCUGCUCAGUAAGCAACUUCCACCCGAGUGGAAUGGACGGACAUCUAUGGCUAUUCAAUACAGCAACUACACGGGGAGGGUGACUGGAGCAGUCUGGGGCGGAAGUGGGGUGCGAGUGGGCAUGCUGAACUUUGUUGGUGUCGAGAUUGCCAUCGUGGGGAUUGGUGCUGUUCUCUUCAUUGCUUUAUGGCGGGAUUUGAAGGCUAAGAUGGGUUAGAGGCAGUUGGAGAUGUGGUGAUAUCUUUUUGUGAUGAUAGAAGAUGGGUUUCGAAAGCAAACGAGACUACGGUAACAAAUUUCCAGUCCGAGUGAAAUGACAGCUCAAACCGGUGUGCGCUGAUUCUGUUCUAGUCGAUCAUAGAGUGAUCAUCUGAGUUGUUCUUUGUAGAUCGAUAACGUGUAAUUACCGUCCCGUGAGCGGUAAGUCGCGGUCACAUAUGCAAUGAUAUCUGUACCUUGCACCCUUAC
This is a messenger RNA of Serpula lacrymans var. lacrymans S7.9, 1836 nucleotides long. RefSeq lists its product as uncharacterized. The transcript has 3 exons. Gene Ontology annotation, biological process: transmembrane transport. Lineage: Eukaryota; Fungi; Basidiomycota; Agaricomycetes; Boletales; Serpulaceae. Gene Ontology annotation, molecular function: transmembrane transporter activity. The record is from RefSeq and is a predicted model, not a curated record. The coding region runs from base 116 to 1585 and encodes 489 amino acids. Gene Ontology annotation, cellular component: membrane.